This is a messenger RNA of Ramularia collo-cygni, 1818 nucleotides long. RefSeq lists its product as uncharacterized. Lineage: Eukaryota; Fungi; Ascomycota; Dothideomycetes; Mycosphaerellales; Mycosphaerellaceae. Bases 1 to 1818 code for a protein of 605 amino acids. The transcript is spliced from 5 exons. The record is from RefSeq and is a predicted model, not a curated record.
AUGGACGACGACAAUAUUGCCAAACGGCGCGUUGGCCGACCGCCCAAGUACGACUGGAGCGAUAAAAAGGAGCUGUGCUUCCGCCUCUACGUCGAGGAGAAGAAAUCCGGCGCCGAGAUCGCCCAGUAUUUUGCAGAGCGUCUGAAUGUCGCGCCCGAAGACCUGCCAUGUCGGCGGAGUUUCUUGCGACAGUUCUCGCUAUGGGGCUUCAUGCCGCACAAGAAGAAGCUCACCGCGGAUGAUCAAGAUGCUGCCGCGGCUCGCAUCAGGGAGCUGUGGGAAGCAAACGUCAAUCAGACCGACAUCCGUGCCACWUUAGCUGAAGAAGGAUGGUCGUUAAGCCGACAUGACUUCUACAAGUUGUGGGCAAAAGAUGGCCUCUCUCUCCGCAGUGAUCGAGGAUUCAAGACCCUUGGCGCCGAUGGAGCUGUCAAGAAGACUCGCAAGAGACGUGCCACCCACGACGCGGAUCCGUUCAUGGCAGAGCUGGAGGCCGCUGCUGCACUGCAUGAACCCGAAGCAAAUGCAACCUACGACAACGCCGACGAGCUGAUGCCCUCUCUCGAUCCCGAGCAGGAGAUGAAGCGCAUCCAGCGCUUGAACGACCUGCAAAGGGAAAGCGACGAGAGGUUGCAUUCGGGAAAGCGCCGUCGCCGGAUUCGAGGCUACGGCCACUUUCCUCCAGAUGCGCCUGAAGUUGAGCCUCGCUAUUCCUCAGAGACCACGCUGGACGAGUGCAAAGCAUUCUUGCAUCUCACUAACGAGCACUAUAUCACCGUGCGUAAAGACUACCAGACCAUCUGCGAGGAAAUGGGCAUCWUCAAGAAGACCGAAUGUGCAGACGGCAUGUGGGAGGAGUCCAAGCGGCGCCUCAUCCGCGAGAACAUGCAUCUUAGUGCGAUGCUACAUCCCCUUCAGCCAGAACAGGAGAAGAAGACCAACGCACUGGACUGUAUAUGCAUGGACGUCACGAAACGUAUGCGGGUAGCAGGCAAGGCCAUCACCAUCGCGGAGGCAAACAACUUCCUCGGCAUCAAUCCACGGGAGAGCAAGGCUAUCCGACGAUCUUUGUACGAGAUCUUCACGGCCGAAAAUUUCGAGUCUCGACUUUUCUGUGGUGAGGAGGGAUGGAAUCAGCUUCGACAAAGAUGGAUCGACUCGAAUCCGAAACUGGGACAAGCUCUAGCAGAAGGAGUGCCGCAAAAGGCUCGAUCUGUGGAUAUCCUCUGUCGUGACACGAUGAAAAGAUAUCAGGGCGAUAAGAUUAAGGUCGGUGCUCGGCUCCUACCCUCACGGCAGAAUGUCAAUCAUGGUCCUGGACCGGGGCCUGCUUGGGCCGCUCCAGCACCACGGUCUAAAAGCAUCAUCAAUGCUAAGACUGCCGGGAGUGGUGAAGGUUCAACGCCAACGACUCAUGUUCAUACCCAGAUGCCCUCUCAAGAGCUUACCCACAACGGCUUCGGUGAUGGGAAUUUCAACUUCGACCUUGACCCGGCGCUCUCGGCAUCUCUCAUGCAGCCACCUUCACUACCAACGAUCAAUGCAUAUUUCAGGCUCGGACAGGGAUCGCACAUCAUAGGUCAUCAUCCCAAGAUGUGGCUAGGCAAGCUGGUAUCCCCCACAAUGGAGUCUCUGAUUGCCAAUGCUACAAGCAAAGCGGGAGCCGCCACGGUUUCGAACAUUAGCGGCAUCGUCAAGAAUGCGGACGGCACCGAAGACAGCUGGGUGAUCGAGACGACCGAUGAACUUGAGGUUUACCUGUCCGAAGCCAGCGAUAAACCAAGUUUCUCCGUGGUGCUAAACGGUGGAUAUGCUUGA